AAAUGAGCAACGGUCCAGGUAUUUACCACUACAUCGGCAAAAAAGCCAGAGUAACCCAAUGGAAGUUCUCUUUAUCAUGGACUGAGAAGCAACUUACUACGCUUAAUUUUCUGACAGAUGUUCUCUACAAGGAUUAUGCUCCACAGCCGCCAAAUAAAAAAAUUGUCAACUGGGGUUUUGAUUUCUCUUGUCAAAUUGACGACAUUGUGCCUGGACUCAACACGGCUUUUGCCUUCAUUCUACCUUAUCAAAACGAGGCGAGAAAAUCCUGCAAUUCAGUAUUAUCCUUUCGUAUCAUUGCCAUGAUGGAGGUUCAAUACUUGCACGAAUAUGCCGGGAUUACCGCAGGCAUAAGUUUGCCAGUCAACACCCUACUAAAUUUCUCAGGUGUAAUAGGAAGCAGCUUAUUAUCCAUCGGCACUGACCUCUCCUUUGAUGUUGCCAGUAAGAAAUUUGACAAACUCAACGCUGGCUUGAGCUUCAACAGCUCCAUCUUCAUGGCUUCCUUGACCCUG
Thlaspi arvense is the source of this 515-nucleotide messenger RNA. The record is from the annotation of a GenBank genome assembly. NCBI's taxonomy places the organism in Eukaryota, Viridiplantae, Streptophyta, Magnoliopsida, Brassicales, Brassicaceae.